CUCCUCAGUAUGAACAUGUGUUGGUCUGAACGUUUUAGUUUCAAUGUGCCUUUGAACGAGACACUCUCUCAAAAAAUAACAAUCUAGACGGAAUUGUGUGGGAUCUUAUUGAUGUUUGAGACAAAGUUUGUGGUUCAAAGGCGACAUUUUGGACCGGAACGAACACCGUGUAACUUUUGAGCAACUUUCUACAGCCUUUGCUUAAGGGACCGUCGUCAAAUGUGUCACCACCGUGAGGCGGAGUGUAGUGCGCGGCCGUUCCCCCCACUGCGCCACUUUAAGUAAAAAGGGAAGCCUUGAAACCUCCAUGUUUGUAUCUUGAAAUUGCGAGCGGAGUCGAGCACCAUAUUGAAUCAAAGUUGCCAACUCCUUAACAAAUGUGCAGCAACUUUUGCACUUCAAACGUUAUCGGUCACUUGAGCGGACGACGUGAGUCAAAGUGGAAUGGACGCGCUGUAGGCGGACUUGUGGCGCUACUUUCCGGCGCAUUUCAGGGCGGUUUUCGUUUCUGUGAAGUUCAUGCUACACCGGAGUCCGGCGAACAAUCCCGAACUUUAAAAGCGUGAGGUCAGCGUUCUGGACCAGGACCUGGAUGUGAUGGACAAUUCGUCCUCUAUAAUCACCCAAGUCAGCCGGGAUGAAGAGGGAAGUCGAGCCGCAGCGGAGAAGGGUUCCUCUCCCUCUCUGUCGUCCAAGAAGCCUCGGAGUGGGGGCCUCUUCUCCAACCUGUUCUGCUGCGUGUGUCGGGACCAGCCUGAGCCCCAACCUGUCAACAACAACGCCCCUCUGUUAGUGGAAGAGAAUGGCACCCUCUCCAAGGCCCAGGUGAAGCCACUGUUGCCGCCAGUGAAGUCGAAAGACGCUGGAAAGAUCUGUGUGGUGAUAGACCUGGACGAGACUUUAGUUCAUAGUUCCUUUAAGCCAGUGAACAAUGCCGAUUUCAUCAUUCCUGUGGAAAUAGAUGGAACAGUACACCAGGUGUACGUCCUGAAGCGGCCACACGUGGACGAGUUCCUGAAGAGAAUGGGGGAGCUGUUUGAAUGUGUCUUGUUUACUGCCAGCCUGGCUAAGUAUGCAGACCCUGUUUCCGAUCUCCUGGACAAGUGGGGUGCGUUCCGCUGCCGCCUCUUCAGGGAGUCUUGCGUCUUCCACCGCGGGAAUUACGUCAAAGACCUGAGUCGCCUUGGCCGUGAGCUUAACAAAGUCAUCAUUGUGGACAACUCGCCCGCCUCCUACAUCUUCCACCCGGACAACGCAGUGCCCGUGGCCUCGUGGUUCGACGACAUGUCCGACACCGAGCUGCUGGACCUCAUCCCGUUCUUCGAAAAGCUGAGCAAAGUGGACAACAUCUACACUGUUCUCAAGCAGCAAGGGACUGCAAGCUAACGCCUCUGGGCUUUCGAUCGCAGCUCAGAACAAAACAGGCGAACAAAAGAAAACGUAAAUGACAACACCAGGUCCGUCUAUCACUGUCCUUACCCUCCCAGUAUCAAACCAGCGUCAGGUUUUUGUUUCUUUUUUAACUUUAUUUUGGCUGUCCGGCACGUUUGCCCGCAUCAGUGCUGCCACCUUAUGGUCAGACAAGUGAACAGGCGAAAGGAUGAAAGAAUGUUUCAUGAGACUUUUGGCAGCGGGGUUGUACUGGAAGGAACCAAGGUCGGGAUCUAUACAGACACCGCGGAACACAGACUGGGUACUGGACACAAUUCUCUGACAUCUGCAAACCGACUGCAUCCAGGAAUCAAGUGGAAAGGCUUUUUACGUCUUUUUGGAAUGGUUUACAUGCAAAUACAGUCAAGGACAGGGCAGACGGUGUACACGUACUGUAGCUUAUAAGUGUCUUUUAAACAUUUUCGGAGUCUGUUUGUCCCACACCCCUUAUCUUGUGAAGUGCCACUAUCUGUCUUCAGUCUCGCAAUCCUUGGCCUUUUGAAAGUUUUAGAGUGAACAGGUAUUUUUUGAGUACUUAUGACAGUGUUACGGGGUAAUUUGAUUCUUGAAAAAAAGUUUUAAUGUCGCAUGCGACUGUAAUGUCGCGUGGAACGAGGAAAUCGUGGGAAAGAUUAGACGGCACUUUACCAGUUUUAUGUUUUGUGUAAAACAGGAACAAUUUGAGCACAAAGUGCAGCCUUAUUUUGAUGCUUUUUGGAUUUUCGCUUCGAAAUAAUAAAAAAAAACAAAAGAGACAUGAACAUGCCUAGCCAAGCCCCCAACUGCAGCGUUUUUGCUAAAAACGAGAUGCUAAAUUGCAGAUGUAAACCGGAUAGAAGAGUAACUGUUGAUGGGUCUUCAAAGGCCAUUUACAAACAAAAUUUGUAUGCACACCUGUGUGUAAGUCAUUGACCAGCUGCCUCCAGGGUUAUGAGGACCAGAACAGAGAAAGAACUCCACCCACACAUUCGUCACUUCUCCACAGCAAGCGGGAAAAAAAAACUUUCAGCCGCAUUCAAUUCCUUUCUUGCUUUUAAGUUAGUGCAUAAACCUCAGAUUGUUUUGAAUUUUACAAGAUGUUUUUUUUUAACAAAAGCUGCGAUUGGCCUACUUUGUCCCUACCCCCAUUUUAUCGUGAUAAUGAGACAGUAGAUGUAAUUAACACGAAAUAACAAAUGUCAUCAUGUGAUAAAGAAUAUACCUUUUUCAACAAUCCACAGCAGAACAAAGCAGGUUGUCGGAGAAAAUGUUAAACACCAGAAGAAUCUAUCAAUUUAGAAUUGGUUACUUCAAUCGUGGUCUAUCUUAGGCGGAGGUUGUGCCGAUGUUGUCCGUCAUGAACCACAUCCAAACCAGUCAUCGUCGUUCGGGGAGAGGCUUGGCGCGGCUACAGCUGCGCAGGCGCCUGCUGUCGAGUUGAUCCUGCUGUUGUCAAUUUCAUUGGUGACCAAAUGAGGGAAUCAGGCAGUCUACAUGGUUGGACUGGAAGAACUGCGUCUCACUCAGGACUUGGUCUACAAGAUUCAGUCGUCUCUUGACCCAGAAAUGAUACAGCAGCAGCGAUGUACUAAGAACUUCUUAGUUGUGUUCACGAGGAAAAAAAAACUUUUCUCGUCAUACUGACAUAGUAAAUGUAAAUAUCCCGAAAAAAAAGGUCGAAAAAUGGUGAUUAUCACAGUAACACGGCAAAAAGAGAUGGUAAAUGUCAUUAUCACAAAAACACGGGGAAAAAGAUGGUAAAUGUCAUUGUCACAAGAAUAUGGGAAAAAAGGAAGUAAAUGUUAUCACACAAAAACAAUGUCGUUAUCGCAAGAAAACUGGCCAGAAAAAAGUAAGGUUUGCCAAUGUGGCUUCCGUAGUUUUUGAAUGGCGAACAUAAGUUGCAUUACAGGGCAUGGGAGUUUUCUUUUCCAAAAGUGGUACUCGUAGGCUGGCGAGAGUGUUCCUUUUUUUUUUUUUUUUUAACUGGAACAUAAAAGGUUUAAUUUAGUUGACCUUAGAGAACAAUAUUCCAGAUACACUUAACAAACAUCCGCAUUUAAAUGUAAUUUCAGCAUCAAAUGAAAAGCUAACAGCAAAGGAAAUGUUGCAUCGUUGACGAUGGGUUGGGGAUGUUUAUUAUGUUUUUCUUUUACAAUCUUUAGCUAAAAGGUUUGGUCAUGUAAAAUUGUUAUAUGGCUGCUAAAAGCCUUUCGUUAGCUCCCUUUUUUUUGGUUGUUUUUUUGCGUUGACAAUACAUUGUGUUGACACUGAUGAAUGAAAACGGUGGGUUGGACUAAAAGCCUGGUGAGCAGGCUUGUAAAGGGGAUGACCAAUAAAUCCACCACAUACAGAGCUAUUGUGUUAUUUUUAUAUGUUAAACAAAUCAUCAUCAAUCAAAAUAGCCAGUUCUUUCCUCUCUUUACCUAAUGUUUUUACCUAAUAAUCAAUUUGUUCAAUUGCUCUCGCUUUUGUUGUCAUGCAAGACCUGUUUGGACGCUCCUUAUAUCAGUCGAUUGACAAAUGGAUCAAGAACACCAGCAUGAUUGUAAACGUAGUUUGUUAUGGUUUAAGGCACAUAACAAGGUAACCUUUCAAAACUGUUUCAUGCAAGCCAUUGUUACAUGUCUCAUCUACCAAUAGCCUCUGGACUGAUGCCGUUUUCAGUUUAUGGACACUAAUAUUUAUAGGAAGUCAGUCAUUUUUUUGGGUCAUCUGAUUACAUUUAAAGCAAGUGUUUUGUCACUGUGGGGGCCCAUUGCCUUUUUACACAUAUGUAUAUGUUGUUUUGCACAGUAAUAAAGCAAGCAAAUUUCAUUAAUAUAUGGAAUAUUUGUGUUGCCAUACCCAUGACUCAAUAGAUGUAACCUUUUUUGUUGUUGUUGUUGUUCUUAUACCAAACGAUCUCUGGACUGUAAUAUAAUAAAUGUAAUUUCUUUCCCCUCA
This is a messenger RNA of Oryzias latipes (Japanese medaka), 4356 nucleotides long. RefSeq names its product carboxy-terminal domain RNA polymerase II polypeptide A small phosphatase 1. NCBI's taxonomy places the organism in Eukaryota, Metazoa, Chordata, Actinopteri, Beloniformes, Adrianichthyidae. Gene Ontology annotation, molecular function: RNA polymerase II CTD heptapeptide repeat phosphatase activity. The record is from RefSeq and is a predicted model, not a curated record.